This is a messenger RNA of Hevea brasiliensis (rubber tree), 1498 nucleotides long. Its product is annotated as protein BTR1. Gene Ontology annotation, cellular component: cytosol; cytoplasm. Gene Ontology annotation, biological process: regulation of gene expression. Gene Ontology annotation, molecular function: mRNA binding. The record is from RefSeq and is a predicted model, not a curated record. The transcript is spliced from 9 exons. The coding region runs from base 220 to 1158 and encodes 312 amino acids. Lineage: Eukaryota; Viridiplantae; Streptophyta; Magnoliopsida; Malpighiales; Euphorbiaceae.
CUAAAAAUACAAGCGUUAAUUAGCCAUUACAAAUUGCAGAGUCACAGAGGCCACUUGACGCCUGCCAGAUCUCUCUCUUACCUCAGCUCAGCCCUCAGCUUCUCACGCACCACAGAAACAACUCAAUUCCUUUCACUUGAACGCUGAACCAACACUACAUUCUCUUCUCUCUUCAUCUCUCGCUCUCCUGCCAUUGAGGUAGUGAAGAAGAUUACGGCAAUGGAAUCCACGGAGUCUUCUUAUGUGUCGUCACCGGAGGCGCCGCGCAAGAGAUCUCCUCCACCGCCGAAAUCGCCGACUUCUGAUUCUGUUGAGAAGGCAACAUACAUUAGAUUUCUUGUUUCAAAUGCUGCAGCUGGUUCAGUUAUUGGAAAGGGUGGUGCCACAAUUACUGAUUUUCAGUCGCAGUCUGGAGCACGAAUUCAGUUGUCACGCAAUUAUGAAUUUUUCCCAGGAACCUCUGAUAGGAUAAUUAUGAUAUCUGGAACCUUGGAUGAUGUGAUAAAGGCUGUGGAACUUAUUCUUGCUAAAUUAUUUAGUGAGUUUCAUGCUGAAGAUGGUGUUGAUUUUGAUACAAGAACAAAAGUGAGACUAAUUGUUCCAAAUAGCUCUUGUGGUAGCAUAAUUGGGAAGGGAGGAGCUAUUAUAAAGUCAUUUAUUGAAGAUUCUCAAGCUGGCAUUAAGAUAUCUCCUCAGGAUAAUAAUUUUUAUGGGUUGAAUGAUAGGCUGGUGACAGUGACCGGAACUUUAGAGGAGCAGAUUCGGGCAAUUGAUCUCAUUUUAUCUAAAUUAGUUGAAGACCCUCACUACUCUCAGACUAUGCAUACCCCAUUUUCAUAUGCUGGAGCAUACAAUUCGAUGAACUAUCCAAAUGGGGCAGGUGGAAAGUUUCAGAAUAACAAGGAGGAUCGUACCAACUCGGUGACAAUUGGCAUUGCCGAUGAGCAUAUUGGACUGGUUGUUGGUCGUGGUGGAAGAAAUAUAAUGGAAAUCAGCCAGGUUAGUGGAGCCAGGAUAAAAAUAUCAGAUAGAGGUGAUUUCAUGUCUGGAACAAAUGAUAGGAAAAUCACGAUCACUGGGUCACAGAGAGCCAUCCGUUCAGCGGAAGGAAUGAUUAUGCAGAAGGUAGCCUAUGCUUCUGAAAGGGGGUCAGAUUAGUUUUCAAGAAAUCUGAUUUAUUCUUGUUCUGAAUCUUUCUGUGGACAUGCCAAUUUCCAUAUUUGUUAAUUUAGAUAUCUGUCCAUAAAGAGAGCUGGUUAGCAAUUUCAAAAUCUGUGACCAGAAAUUUUUUCAGGGAGAGAGAGAGCUUUCCGUAGGAAGCUAUUCAAGGGUAUAAAUUGUGUUUGUGGGGGAAGAAAAGAAGGAAUUGAAUUAGGCCAUGGUAGCUUGACUCAAGACUAGAAUUAACUUCAUUUAUUUCUUGCUACAGAUGUAAUUACCAAAAUAGAAGUUUUGCAACUUAUUUAUGUUUUUAAAAUUAUGAUCUGCUUUCAUAAAA